CGCACCUAAGCUUGAUUUUUCACCCAUCGGAGCAGAAAGACUUAGCGGGUGCAAAACAAGACAUCUGUCUACUACUAAAAAGAUGUUUCUAGAUCUUGAUACUCAAGAAUAAAAUACGAUUUUCAUAAGAAUAAGUUGGCCUUGAUUCUAACCUCCAUUAUAAUAUCAUAGCACGGAGUUUUUACAUUCCGUGAUAUAUAGCUUUGACUGAAAAUAUACCUACAGCGCAUGCGUCACAUAUAAGCUGGCCCUAGCAUUGCUUAUACUACUCUUCUUUAUGUACUCGUUUUCCAAAAAAUUCACGUAAUGUGAAUUUCGAACGUAUCUUUACGUGAACAAAGCGAAAAAGGAAUUUUUUUUUUUUGUAUCUGUCUGUCUGACGUAUGAAGUAAUAAAUGAGUUGUAUGUGUUGCAAAUUAAAAUGAACUUUGGUUUCCUUGUAGUCAUACGCUUAGCAAUGUGGACUUCUUAAUGCCGCGAAAUGUGCAAAAUAUGUAGCAUUUAUAAGCAACUGUAAAGCACUAACUAAGAAAUCUAGAAGAAUCAAAACUUAAUGUAGUAAUAAUAAUGAAGCACGUAUGAUUAAAAGCGUAAAUUAACACGUAAUUACAUGAAUAUUUUUGAACUAGAAAUCUUAUUUCUGUCUAAUGUAACAAAUUGACUUUUUACUGAAGUAUUAAUGGAAAUCAAGCGAAGCUUCUGCAACACAUUAGAUAAGUCUCAUGAACAAUAUAUAUUAAUAUUUUGUUCAAGAUAAUUAAAUGUGCAUUUACACAAGCAACGAACAAUAAUUGUGCAAUGUCCAGAAGUAGUUCGGGGUGAAAUUCGCUUAACCGCCCUAUAUUGAAUCCAUUCAGAGCAUAAACAUCAUCCUGAUUUAUUUAACAAGCUUAUCAAGAUGGAGAUUCGUGUUUAGUUGUACACAGCCCAUCUUUUGGAAGAAGAAAUGUAUAAUAAUAGCUUAUGGAUACCCAUACAAAGGAGAAAUAUGUGUAUCGGGAAUUUAAUCAGUCAUUCAGAUAAAAGUUGAGUUUAAACAAGCCUAUGCUUAUUCACACAGGAGAGAAGCAUCAUCGUAUAAAGGAUCUUUUUAUUGAAAUCAAUCAAAAAUCAUUUAAGUGAAAAGCUCAUCUAAAUGUGCAUAACCUUAUUCACGUAGGAAAGAAACCUUUAGUUGUAUAAAGUAUGUCAGAUAUCAUUUAAUCAAAAAAACUCAUUUAAACAUGCAUAUGAUUAUUCACACAGGAGAGAAACUUUAUAUGUGUGAAAUAUCUAAGACAAUUAGUGUAAAGCAUAAUUUAAACAAGCAUAUACAACACAUGUGUGAAGUAUGCAAUAGGACAUUUAAACAUUAUUGAAAGAAUGUAAAGAAUAAUUUAAACAUGUUUAAUCACACAGGAGAGAAAUCUUAUAUGUGUGAAGUAUGUAAGAAGACAUUUAAUUUAAAGUGUUAUUUAAACAGGCAUAUGCUUAUUCACACAGGAGAGAAACUGCACAUGUGUGAAGUAUGUAAGAAAUCAUUUAAUCGAAAAGAUAAUUUAAACAACCAUUUGCGCUCUCACACAGGAGAUAAACCUUUUAUAUGUGAAGUAUGCAAGAAGACGUUUAGUGGAAAGUCUAAUUUAAACAAGCAUAUGCUUAUUCACACAGGAGAGAAACCUCACAUGUGCGAAGUAUGUAAGAAAUCAUAUAAACUAAAAGCUCUUUUGAACAUGCAUAUGCGUAUUCACACAAGACAGAAACCUUAUAUGUGUGAAGUAUGUAAGAAAUCAUUUAAUCGAAAAGAUACUUUAAGCAGCCAUAUACUUAUUCACUCGGGAGAGAAACCUUUUAUAUGUGAAAUAUGUAAGAGAACGUUUAAUCAGAAGAGUAGUUUAACCAAACAUAUGGUUAUUCAUACAGGAGAGAAACCUUAUGUUUGUGAAGUAUGUAAGAAAUCAUUUAGUGUUAAACCACAUUUAAAGAGGCAUAUGCGUAUUCACACAAGACAGAAACCUUAUAUGUGUGAAGUAUGUAAGAAAUCAUUUAAUCGAAAAGAUAUUUUAAACAGCCAUAUGCUUAUUCACUCAGGAGAGAAACCUUUUAUGUGUGAAGAAUGUAAAAAGACAUAUCAUAGAAAGGACAGUUUAAACAAGCAUAUGAUUAUUCACACAGGAGAGAAACCUCAUAAGUGUGAAGUAUGUAUGAAAUCAUUUAAUCAAAAAACUGAUUUAAAAAUGCAUAUGCUUAUUCACUCAGGAGAGAAACCUUUUAUCUGUGGAGUAUGUAAGAAAACGUUUAAUCAAAAGGGUAGUUUAAACAAACAUAUGCGUAUUCACACAGGAGAGAAAUCUUAUAUGUGUGAAGUAUGUAAGAAGACAUUUAGUAGAAAGGGUAGUUUAAACAAGCAUAUGCUCAUUCACACAGAAGAGAAACCUCAUAUGUGUCAACUAUGUAAGAAAUCAUUUAAUCAAAAAACUAAUUUGAACAUGCAUAUGCGUAUUCACACAGGAGAGAAACCUUACAUGUGUGAAGUAUGCAAGAAAACAUUUAGUUAUAAGAGUACUUUAAAUCAGCAUAUGCUUAUUCACACAGAAGAGAAACCUCAUAUGUGUGAAGUAUGUAAAAAAUUAUUUAAUCAAAAAGCUAAUUUAAACAGGCAUAUGCUUAUUCACACAGGAGAGAGUAAUCAUGUGUAAAGCAUGUAAAAAUCAGUUAUUCGAAGAUCUCAUUUAAACAUGCAUAAUGUGCAUUCAUACAGGAGAGAAAACUUGUAGAGUGAAAUCCAUUGAAUCACAAAAGUCGGUUGAUCUUUACAAUAUGGUAACUGGUAGUUUGGCGACCUUUUGGAGGCGAUAAAGGUUACUACCUGGCACUUUGGUAAUAAUGUGAGCAGUACUCAGUUCCGAUUACGCAUUAUUUUGUGUG
This is a messenger RNA of Stegodyphus dumicola, 2907 nucleotides long. RefSeq lists its product as uncharacterized. The record is from RefSeq and is a predicted model, not a curated record. Gene Ontology annotation, cellular component: chromatin; transcription regulator complex; PcG protein complex. Gene Ontology annotation, molecular function: RNA polymerase II cis-regulatory region sequence-specific DNA binding; DNA-binding transcription factor activity, RNA polymerase II-specific. Gene Ontology annotation, biological process: regulation of transcription by RNA polymerase II. Lineage: Eukaryota; Metazoa; Arthropoda; Arachnida; Araneae; Eresidae.